AUGUCGAGUGAUGAGGAGAUUUUGCCGAUAGUGGAUGAAACCGUUGAGACGGUGAAAGGGGCCGAUGAGGCUGGAACGGUUGGAGGCUCUGAAGACACGAAUGAUCUGGCUCAGGAAACCACAGAAACAAAUGAGGACGAAGCCGAGGAUGGCCCCAAAGACAACCCCGAUGAUCUUGUGGAGAGAAGAGGUGAAGGCCGCUAUUUUGGCCACAUGGAAGAGAAGGCCCCAGUGAUAUGCACCAAUUGCCAUCGUCGUGGCCAUAUGAGAGCCAACUGUAAGGUUGUUGUAUGCAAUGCGUGUGGAAUGGUAGACGAUCACUACGAAUCACAGUGUCCUCAGUCGAUUGUUUGUACAAAUUGUGGUGAGAAGGGACAUUUCCAGAGGCAGUGCACCCAGCCACGCAAGCGCAUAUACUGCACUGAAUGUGGGCUUCACAGUCAUAGCUCGGAUAGGUGUCCCCGGAUCUGGAGAACUUAUUUGACAUCGAGGACUUACGAGCCUGGAAGAGAACUGCCCCCUCUUUAUUGUUAUAACUGCGCCUCUAGUGAGCACUACGGUGAUGAUUGCAGACAGCCGAGACAGUCGCGGACACCCAACAUUAACGGGUCGGCUUUCAAAGGGAGCAAUCUUCCUAGACAGGCACGGGAUAUGUAUCAGAGAAAGCAGCGGAAACGGACGUUUGAGGGUGAUCAAAGUGGGUCAAAAAGACCAAGGCAUGCUACCUCUGUCCCGAAUUUCAACAACAGGAACAGCUACAAUAACAGCUAUGGGAAUGGCGACAAUGGUCGGGGAAAUUAUAACAGCAAUUACAGCAACAACAACAACAACAACAGCAGCUAUAACAGCAAUUACAAUAGCAAUUACAACAACAGUGGAUCCUCGCUGGGUGGUCACAGCAUAGCACCCAACAGAGGCAAACGCCAGCCUUCAAAGAGUGGCACUCUGGCUCCUCCACGCGGAGGAGUAUUUGCAGGGGCCAAGAGCAGAUUCAAGGAUGCAAAGAAGAAGGCAGGUCGGUUUUUCAACUAA
This is a messenger RNA of Kuraishia capsulata CBS 1993, 1032 nucleotides long. RefSeq lists its product as uncharacterized. The transcript has a single exon. Bases 1 to 1032 code for a protein of 343 amino acids. The record is from RefSeq and is a predicted model, not a curated record. NCBI's taxonomy places the organism in Eukaryota, Fungi, Ascomycota, Pichiomycetes, Pichiales, Pichiaceae. Gene Ontology annotation, molecular function: nucleic acid binding; zinc ion binding.